Molecule: messenger RNA, 424 nt
Organism: Medioppia subpectinata
Lineage: Eukaryota; Metazoa; Arthropoda; Arachnida; Sarcoptiformes; Oppiidae
Source: the annotation of a GenBank genome assembly
UGACAUUGAAAAGUAUGGCACAAACACGUGAUUUCCAUGCAAUCAAAUGUUACAAAUUGUGGUCCACUUUAUAAAUGCGUUAAUUGUUUAUAACAAGUAGUGUUGACACCAAAGGAUGGCCAGCAGUCGACGGCCCGAACACUCGGCUCCGCCCGAAAUCUUUUACAGCGAAACCGAAGCCAUUAAAUACACGACAAAUUCCCGAAUGAUCGCAAUUCAGGCGCAGAUGAGUGAACGAGCGAUUGAAUUGAUGGCACUUCCAGAAGACGAACCCAAACUUAUACUCGACUUAGGGUGUGGAUCAGGUCUUAGUGGGCAAGUGUUGGAAGAUAUGGGCCACACGUGGAUCGGUUUGGACAUCAGUCGAGCGAUGCUUAACGUGUGCCGAAGCCGUGAACCCGAAUCGGGAGAUAUAUUGUUGUCU